AUGGGCGACCCGCAGUUCGCUCAGUACCCGGACCUGCAGCUGGCCCAGCAUGUCUUCCAGCUCACCAAUCCCUCGGCCAGCAAGCCGGCCAAGCAGGCGUCGCUCAAGACGGUCCAGGACGCCAUCCAGGCCGGCAACAUGGCUCCGCUCUACCGCUACCUCGCCCACCCCACCGACGGCGUCCUGAAUGCCCCCGGCGAAGGCUCCGCCGACCAGCCCACGUCCCACCGCCGCCCCUCGGCCAGCAUAACCAGCAUGCUCGCCACACGGAAUCCAGAGCUCGACGCCCCGCUGACCUGGGACGAGAAGCUGUACGACCGCCUCAAGGCCGACAACGACAGGGAGCUGGAGGCUAUCCAGAAGGAGGAGGACGAGGCCGCCGAGAAGGCCGGCGACACCGAAGUCCAGGCCGCGCGGGGCAAGCGCGCCGAGCUGUACAACCGCAUCGGCGACAAGGACAAAGCCAUCGCCAGCUACGAGGCCAUCUUCGACAAGACGGGCAUCCUCGGCACCAAGAUCGACCUCGUCCUCGCCAUAAUACGCGUCGCCCUUUUCUUCGGCGACAAGAUGCUGGCCAAGAAGUCGAUUGCGCGCGCCACCGCCCUCGUCGAGAGCGGCGGCGACUGGGACCGCAGGAACCGCCUCAAGGCCUACACGGGCCUGCACCUGCUCACCGUGCGCUCACACGCCCAGGCCGCGCCCCUGCUGCUCGACAGCCUGUCCACAUUCACCAGCUACGAGCUGUGCAGCUACUCCAGCCUCGUCGUCUACGCCAUCCUCGCCGGCUCCUCGUCGCUGAAGCGCGUCGACUUCAAGUCCAAGGUCGUCGAUGCCCCCGAGAUCAAGGCCAUUGUCGGCAGCGGAGAGGAGAAGCUCUCGGCCAUUACAGGGCACACCUCGGCCGGGCCCGGCGCUGGCGACGAGGACAUGCCGGACGCAUCGACACAGACGGCGACACCAGCACCGGCGGCCGUCAACCUGACAACGCUCGGCGGCCAGCAGGACAAGGAGGUGCCCAUUGACUUCUCGCCGCUGUCCAAGCUCGUCAAGAGCCUGUACGAGGGCAACUACAAGAGCUUCUUCGCCGCCCUGGGCGAGGUCGAGGUCAGCUUCCUCAGCCAGGACCGGUACCUGUACGAGCACCGCGGCUGGUACGUGCGCGAGAUGCGUCUGCGGGGCUACCAGCAGCUGCUGCAGUCUUAUCGCGUGGUUGGGCUGCAGAGCAUGGCCAACGACUUUGGCGUCACGAUUGACUUUUUGGACAAGGACCUCGCCAAGUUCAUCGCCGCCGACCGCAUCCCGUGUACGAUCGACCGCGUCAAGGGCAUCAUCGAGACGAACCGGCCCGACGACAAGAACAAGCAGUACGUGGACGUGGUCAAGCAGGGCGACCAGCUGAUUACGAAGCUGCAAAAGUACGGCCAGGCCGUGAGGCUGAGAGGGAGCGAGCGCGGAUAG
Molecule: messenger RNA, 1458 nt
Organism: Ascochyta rabiei
Lineage: Eukaryota; Fungi; Ascomycota; Dothideomycetes; Pleosporales; Didymellaceae
Product: proteasome regulatory particle subunit
Exons: 3
Coding region: 1-1458 (485 amino acids)
Biological process (GO): proteasome-mediated ubiquitin-dependent protein catabolic process
Cellular component (GO): proteasome regulatory particle
Source: RefSeq, a predicted model, not a curated record